GCAUAUGCUCGCGCAGACUCUCACCGAGGACUGACCUUGUCUGCAGUAUACGGUUCUCAUCCUUCUCCGCGCCUUGUCGGAGAUACACAUAGCAGAAGAGAGCCAUCCCUACUGCCACUUCAUCACUGUUGCUACCUGGCACUUCCCAUCUCGGCUAGGCUGCAAACAUGUCGCAAUUUUCAGCCCCAAGGGAAGCCGAUAUGGGACAGCAUCUCGUCAUCAAGGCCCGCAACCUGACCUUGGUCACGUCCAGUCACACCACGACGCUGUUACCGCAUGCAUCAUCUUCUUUACCUUUGUCGCCGCCGGUCGCCGAGAGUGGCGAUACUACCCCACGGGAGCCGGUCUCAAGAACGGUCACCACUCUUGAUGCCCAACCAGGUGCAUUAGCUGUGGGCUCUUCAGACUCCGACCACCUGGAAAACCGCUCUGGAAUGCUUUAUGACGGAAUGCAGCCAGCCGCGGAUCAAGAUGCGCAAGUUUCAUUGCUGUCGCCGGGCACGGCGGCUUCACCAUCACCAUCAAGACCGUCUCUAUCUACGCCUAAUGCGUCAUCUACCACUGCACAAAAGCCUCACAGGGAAAGGAUAGUAGAUGCCAUGGUGGCGAGAGGCUCGACCCUGCUGCGCUGGGGUUGGGAUUUCCUGACUUUCGAUGGCCUGCCUAAUGAAAUCUUGACGCAUAUACUGAGUUUUUUAGAUGUGAACGAUCUACUAGCCAUGUCAAGGAUUAACCAUCACUUCAGGACUCUGUCCUUACACCCCAUCUUACACACUCUUCGCCUCCGGCGCGCCCGCUUAUCACUUCCGUCCCUCUUAACUUCACCCUCGCGACCUACUCUCGCGGAGCUUAUCUCCCGCCACAUUUUCUUAACACAUACAACACAGAUCUCGCGGCGGCUAGCGCGCAGCCUCGUGUCAAUCCGGCUGUCGCGCCGCUUACCGCUACGGCCUUCUGCUGAAUCUCUGGUACAGCGCGGUGUGCUUCCACCAGAAGCUGUACAGAGCAGUGUGGCACCUGGUCUUAUUGCGAAGAAGCGUGCUGUUGAGAAGGAGAAGCUGAAGGACGGUCUCCGGCGUUGGGUCGGGGCUGUCUGGCGCGGUGAGGUGCGGGAAAGGAGCGAAGGGGUUAGGCAAUGGGAAGAGCGUGCCGGCGUUGGGAGGGUGUGGCGGCUAAGGAAGUUCUGGGAACGCGUAGGGAGAGACAGUGAUGGCGUGUCGGGCGUGGGAUAGGGCGCCUGAUUUAUCUACCCGUCUCAAGGCGAGAGCUUACCGAUGAGGAGUUUCACUGGCGUGUCGGGUUCAAGAGGUAUUUUAAGGGAUACCGAAACGCAAAUGCGACUAUAUUUAAGUGAUGCAGCUUACUGUCUAGGUGUUCCGGGGAUAUCUUUGUUGGGUUUCAUUUUUGGGGGGAGUUUCCAUCUCCCUUGUUGUACAAUACUACGUGUAUGUACAUCAAUAUAAGAAGCAA
Molecule: messenger RNA, 1470 nt
Organism: Daldinia caldariorum
Lineage: Eukaryota; Fungi; Ascomycota; Sordariomycetes; Xylariales; Hypoxylaceae
Exons: 3
Coding region: 168-1232 (354 amino acids)
Molecular function (GO): protein binding
Source: RefSeq, a predicted model, not a curated record